This is a messenger RNA of Carcharodon carcharias (great white shark), 1898 nucleotides long. Its product is annotated as solute carrier family 13 member 3-like. Gene Ontology annotation, biological process: citrate transport; monoatomic anion transmembrane transport. Gene Ontology annotation, molecular function: sodium:dicarboxylate symporter activity; citrate transmembrane transporter activity; succinate transmembrane transporter activity. Gene Ontology annotation, cellular component: membrane. The record is from RefSeq and is a predicted model, not a curated record. Bases 1 to 1806 code for a protein of 601 amino acids. The transcript has 13 exons. Lineage: Eukaryota; Metazoa; Chordata; Chondrichthyes; Lamniformes; Lamnidae.
AUGGGCAAGAUCGCGGUGAUCGCCAAGAAGGUUUGGAGCCUUCGUAAAAGCAUCGUAGUCUGCCUGGGGCCUCUGGUACUUUCACCGAUUCUAUUUACCGCCCCUCCGAAGGAGGGAAAAUGUCUCUAUGUGAUCCUUCUCAUGGCAACCUACUGGUGCACAGAAGCUUUGCCAAUUGCUGUGACAUCUCUGCUUCCCAUUAGUCUUUUUCCUCUACUUGGUAUCUUACCAUCUGCCAAGGUCUGUCCUCAGUACUUUCUUGACACCAAUGCUCUCUUCUUGAGUGGUCUGAUCUUGGCAUUGGCGAUUGAGGAGUGGAAUCUGCACCGUCGAAUAGCAUUGUCGGUCCUCUUAAUUGUGGGAGUGUCUCCAUCCAUGCUUAUCCUGGGAAUGAUGAUAACCACAGCUUUUUUGUCCAUGUGGCUUAGUAACACUGCCACUACUGCCAUGAUGAUGCCGAUAGCCAAUGCAGUGCUCCAAAGUUUAUUUGGCACCAUGGAAGUCACCGAAAAGUCUAUUAACCUUAAAGGCGGCAUAGAUGGCUUUGACCCUAAAGAUAAUACUUCAAAGGAUUCAUUACCCAAUGAGGUGUCAUGUUUUAUUUCUGAUGACAGCGGUAGCCAUCCACAGAAGUUGGAGACUGAUGUUAACUUUACAUUAGCCCAACAGAAGAAAGAGAAGGAGAGCCAGAAGAGACUCUGGAAGGGCUUCCUUAUCUGCAUACCUUACGCUGCAAGUAUCGGAGGCACCGCCACACUAACUGGGACAUCACCAAACAUGUUGCUACUUGGACACCUGAAAAAUCAUUUCCCUGGUUGCAACGUGGUGAACUUUGCAUCCUGGUUUAUGUUUUGCUGUCCUCUAGCAAUCCUGUUCCUGUUCAUCGGUUGGUUGUGGAUCGCUUUCCUAUAUGGAGGGCUCAACCCAAGGUCAUGGAAUUUGAAGAAAACCAUUAGCACUGAGUCUCAAGCCAGAGUGAAGACUAAAAUACAGGGUGAUUACGACAAACUGGGGCCCUUAACGUUUGCAGAAGGUGCUGUUUCCGUGUUCUUCGCCUUCUUUGUGGUUCUACUUCUUGCAAGAGAUCCAAAAUUCAUUCCUGGAUGGGCUACUUUUUUCCAAAAAGGAUAUGUGUCAGAUGCGGUGACUGGAAUGUCAUUCGUUAUUACAUUGUGCUUCUUUCCAUCUCAAAAGCCCUCACUGAAGUGGUGGUUUGACCCAAAAGCCUCAAGAAUAAUGAAUCCACCCCUGCUCAGCUGGAAGAAAAUCCAGAGAGAUUUACCCUGGAAUGUGAUCAUACUGCUCGGAGGAGGGUACGCAAUAGCAAAAGGGUGUGAGGUUUCAGGCCUGUCCAUCUGGUUCGGCAGCCAGCUUCAGCCAUUGGUGAACAUCAAGCCAACCACAGCUAUCAUCCUGAUCUGCUUGCUGAUCACGUGUUUCACCGAAUUUGCCAGCAACACUGCCACGAUUGUAAUAAUGUUACCAGUUGUGUCAGAAUUGGCGGUGCAGUUGAAGGUGAAUCCUCUCUUCCUGAUGAUCCCUGCAACCGUUGUAGCUUCCUAUGCUUUCAUGCUUCCGAUAUCAACACCUCCAAACUCAAUUGCUUUUGCUACGGGCUUUCUAAAGGUCAGCGAUAUGGUAAAAUCUGGGGUCCUCAUGAACAUUUUGGGCAUCCUCCUACUCUUGCUGGCUAUAAACACCUGGGGUCUGUACGUGUUCGAACUGUCAACUUUUCCUGACUGGGCCAGGAUCCACACAGAGGGCAUCCAGAAUGUCACUAUGAUCUCCCUGAAUGGAACUAUGUAAUACAGGACACUGUGAGACAUCGAGUCACAAAACCUCCAAGGCCAAUGGCAUAAUGUUGCUGAAAGUGAACCAACUGUCGAGAAAUUAGAUUG